AUGUCUUUCAAGUUCCCAGAUCUCUCGUCUCUGCAACAGACUUUGCAGCAGACCUCCCAGCAAUUGCAACAAUCACUGCAAGACGGUAUCCAAACAAGCCUCAAAGAGGCUUCCACCAUCAACGACAGUUUGUCUCCCUUGUUCAAAAGAACCACCAGGUCUUUGCAGGAGAGGUUUGGUGGCACUAAUGAUAUCAGCGAGUUGCCAAGAGAAUACAUUGAAUUGGAGAAGAAGGUUGAUAGCUUGAAGGUAUUCUACAAGAAGACCUUAGUGAUCACCUCCCAAUACGAGAUUGAGAGCUACGACUAUCCUCCUAACAUCAGAGAGUCGUUCCAGGAUGUCACCAAGACCUUCAGUGAGAAGAUCCAUGGGUUGUCCCAAGCCACGACUACUGCUGAGGCAGAGGCCGUCCUGACUUCUUCUUCAGCCACGGUGCAAGUUCCAAAGACGUUUGCUCACUCGUUGUCAAAGACUUUGAAAUCCAACAGAGAAACUGUCUUGGCAGCUAGCAGCGAAGAGGAAACCGGUCUCUCGAAGGCGUUGCUCUUGAUUGCUGACGCCCAGUACAAAAUUGGUGACGAGAGACUCGAGCAGGACAAACUCAUUAUCUCUGAGUUCAACAACAAGAUAAAGAACAUCCUCGACAACGAAUUCACAGCCACAUCGAAGGACCGCAGAAGUGUUGAGAACUCGAGACUAACUUUCGACACUCUGAGAGCUGAGAUCAAGGCUUUCCAGAAUGGCGACGACACAGUUGAGGCUCCUGAGGCUUUGCAGAAGAAGUUGGAGGCUGCUGAAGACGAACUUGUCAAUGCCACCGAGGUUGCUGUUGAGUCUAUGAAGAAGCUGAUCUCACCUACUGCCUCAAUCAACUUGCUGAAGGUCUUCUCUAAGAUCCAACUCAACUACCACAAGACUGUUGCCGAACAGCUAACCACUCUGGUUGACCAAUUGGAGGCCUUGCCUGCUGACGAGGAUAAGGAUUAG
Molecule: messenger RNA, 987 nt
Organism: Kuraishia capsulata CBS 1993
Lineage: Eukaryota; Fungi; Ascomycota; Pichiomycetes; Pichiales; Pichiaceae
Exons: 1
Coding region: 1-987 (328 amino acids)
Source: RefSeq, a predicted model, not a curated record